Molecule: messenger RNA, 2868 nt
Organism: Olea europaea var. sylvestris
Lineage: Eukaryota; Viridiplantae; Streptophyta; Magnoliopsida; Lamiales; Oleaceae
Product: dnaJ homolog subfamily C member 2-like
Exons: 2
Coding region: 153-2402 (749 amino acids)
Biological process (GO): 'de novo' cotranslational protein folding; regulation of translational fidelity
Cellular component (GO): cytosol
Molecular function (GO): ribosome binding; Hsp70 protein binding
Source: RefSeq, a predicted model, not a curated record
UUCUUGUCUAAUUUUCUCCUCUGCACAGCUAAAACAAAACCCUAGGUUCGUCCCUCGUAUCACCAUCCACCUCCGACUCCUGUUCCCUCGGAGCCGCCGCUGACGGUCAGCUGCCUUUCAUCCACAGCUGAGCUUUCAGGAUACCACUAAUAAUGCUUAUGGCUACCAGGAAAAGUAUGCAGCUUAUUACAUUCUCUCAGGAAAUAGUAGAUGGAGAACCUAUCUAUGUUUCGUCUAACAGCCUUCCAAUCAAGGCUUUCAAGCGGGAGCCUGCAGGGCAUGCUUUUCACGCUGCUGCUCUCAGAUUGAUAGGUCAUGUUGAGGAAACAAAUGCAGAUAAUCAAGUCGAGGAGGGUUCGAAUGCGAAGGACCAGGAGUACAAGCAAACAUCGGACUUCUACAGUAGUAAGGGCAAGAAGAAAUCUGGCGGUGAAGGGAAGCAGCAGGAUCAUUAUGCUUUAUUGGGAUUGGGCCAUUUGAGGUAUCUUGCGACUGACGAACAGAUAAGAAAAAGUUACCGGGAAACAGCAUUGAGGCAUCAUCCUGACAAGCAGGCGGCACUUUUACUUUCUGUGGAAACCGAGGCAGCAAAGCAAGCGAAGAAGGAUGAAAUAGAGAAUCAUUUCAAGGCAAUUCAAGAAGCUUACGAGGUGCUGAUUGACCCUGUCAAGAGAAGAAUCUAUGAUUCAACAGAUGAGUUUGACGAUGAGAUCCCGUAUGAGUGUGCACCGCAGGACUUUUUCAAGGUGUUUGGACCAGCAUUCUUGAGAAACGGACGCUGGUCAGUGCACCAGCCUAUUCCGACUUUGGGAGAUGAAAACUCUACUCUCAAAGAAGUGGAUGGUUUUUAUGAUUUUUGGUAUAGCUUCAAGAGCUGGAGGGAGUUUCCUCAUGCUGAUGAGUUUGACCUUGAGGAAGCUGAGUCCCGUGAUCACAAAAGGUGGAUGGAGAGGCAAAAUGCAAAACUCUCAGAGAAGGCAAGGAAGGAAGAAUAUGCGCGUAUACGUACACUUGUUGACAAUGCAUACAAAAGGGACCCUAGAAUUCUUAGAAGAAAAGAUGAGCUGAAGGCUGAAAAACAGAGGAAGAAGGAGGCCAAGAUUUUGGCAAAGAAAUUGCAGGAGGAAGAAGCAGCUAGGAUUGUUGAGGAGGAGAAACGUAGAAAAGAGGAGGAUGAAAGAAAGGCUGCUGAAGCAGCUUUAAACCAGAAAAAGUUGAAGGAGAAAGAGAAAAAGUUAUUACGAAAAGAGCGGACUCGUCUUCGCACACUUUCUGGAGCUAUCUUGUCCCAGCAUUUGCUUGAUCUUUCUGAUGAUAAUGUGGAAGGUCUUUGCAUGUCGCUUGACAUCGAACAGCUGAGGAAUUUAUGUGACAAGAUGGAAACAGAGGAAGGGCUAGGGAGAGCUGAAUUUCUCAGGGAGGCACUUGGAUCUGAUAACCAACUGAAGGAUGAGAAACAUAAUGAGAAGAAGAACCUACAGCAGAAUGGUUCUAUGGGGGUGAAUGAACAAGGGUUAUUUGGCGGCAAUGAGAAAAGAGAGAAACCCUGGGGCAAAGAAGAGAUUGAAAUGCUGAGAAAGGGAAUGCAGAAAUAUCCUAAAGGAACUUCUCGGAGGUGGGAAGUGAUUUCUGAGUACAUUGGUACUGGAAGGUCAGUUGAAGAGAUUCUGAAGGCGACAAAAACUGUUCUUCUUCAAAAGCCCGACUCCUCUAAGGCUUUUGAUUCCUUCCUCGAGAAAAGAAAGCCAACACAAUCAAUUGCAUCUCCUCUUACAGCUAGAGAGGAUUUGCCGGGGUUAUCAAAUAGCAAUGCGUCCGAGAGGAAUGCUUCUGAUCCAAAUAAUUUGCCAGAGUCAUCCAGUGGAACUGGUAGCUGCAAAAACUCAGACGAUAGUACAGCUGCUAAUGGUGUUGUUGCUUCAAGUUCAGAUCCCGAUGCAUGGUCAGCUGUUCAGGAAAAAGCUUUGGUUCAAGCUCUGAAGACCUUUCCCAAGGAAACUAGCCAACGCUGGGAACGAGUUGCAGCUGCAGUUCCUGGGAAAACUGUCGGUCAAUGUAAGAAGAAAUUUACGUUGAUGAAAGAUAACUUUAGGAACAGCAAUGUGCCGGAGAAGAAUACUAGCACGGCUGAUUGUUCAGAUCCAUCUUCCAGCCCAAUUGAGAAUUUUCAAAAGCCAGAUGAAAGUAAUUUUGGAAAUGGGGUUUCUUCAAGUUCCGAUCAAGAUAUAUGGUCCGAUGUUCAGGAAAAAGCUUUGGUACAAGCUCUUAAAACAUUUCCAAAGGAAACUAACCAGAGGUGGGAAAGAGUAGCUGCUGCAGUUCCUGGUAAAACUGUUAAUCAGUGUAAGAAAAAGUUUGCGUUGCUGAAAGAGAACUUUAGGAACAAGAAAAAUGCCGUGUAGUCUGUUUAUUUCCCCAUGCUGGGAAACUCUGAAUUCAAGUGAGAUUGCCUGGAUAUAAAGAGGGCUACUUCACGAGCCUCUACCAGUAAUCGAAAAGGUUCGAAGUGAUUUCAUAGAAGGAAGCCACUCUGCCAGAAGGGUUUGUCUCUCCGGAACAAGUAUUCACGACUGCUUACAGCACCUUCAUUCACUCGUCUUGCUACUUAGGAACUUCUACGAAAUCCAGUGAGUAAUUUUUUGUUCAGAUGAUCAUUUAUAGGAACAUUGCACUCUGAAGUGCACGUCUACAUCUGACCAUUAUUAUUGUCUUUAUGCCAUAUAGGUUAUACCAUGUCUGCUUUUUUUGCAGCUAGAUCAUUCUGACGUUUAUCAAAUAUGUGUUUUUAUUCUACCACAAAAGAUUUAAUGACGUUUCUGUUAUUCUGUACUUCCUUAUGCUUGGAAGUUUAAUAACAAUGGAUUUGAA